Messenger RNA from Cucurbita pepo subsp. pepo (vegetable marrow), 2629 nucleotides. The record is from RefSeq and is a predicted model, not a curated record. NCBI's taxonomy places the organism in Eukaryota, Viridiplantae, Streptophyta, Magnoliopsida, Cucurbitales, Cucurbitaceae.
GACAAAUCAUGGUGCUCAUCCACUGUGUUUCCUUCCGUUUUGGCGCCAUUUCAACUGCUUACCAGGCGUCGGAUCAACCAUUCUAGGGUUUCGCCUUGGGCGGGAAAGCAAAGAACGGAGCCAGAUAGCAUGAUUUGACGUAAAGAUUCAAGGCGAUAGAAUGGCGAACAAAUUAAUUAAUCAGAUGGGAUUACCCAGAUCGAUAGCUAACAUUUUCGCAGCGCGAAAUAUUAACACAGCCAAGGAAGCUUUAUCCUUAACUGAGUUUGAGUUGAUGGAGUUAUUGGACGUGGGAUUGUCGGAAGUUGCAUCUGCAGUUGCACACAUUAGUGAAAUUGCUUCUCCUCCUUAUCAGACCGUGCUUUCUUUGAUGGAGCAAAGACUUCAAAACGAGCAUUUAGCUGGCCAUCUUUCCACAUGUUUAAAAGGUUUAGAUGAGGCCUUAUUUGGUGGGAUACCAUUUGGUGUUUUGACAGAACUUGUUGGUCCUGCUGGAAUUGGCAAGACGCAAUUUUGCUUGAAACUCUCCUUCUUAGCUGCUCUGCCACCGAGCUACGGAGGUUUAGCUGGCCGUGUCAUAUAUAUUGAUGUGGAAUCUAAGUUUAGUUCCAGAAGGAUGAUUGAAAUUGGCAUGAGAAGCUUUCCUGAUGUAUUUCAGAAGAAAGACAUGGCAAAAGAGAUGGCUGGUAGGAUCCUUGUUUUGCGGCCAGCAUCACUUUCUGAAUUCACUGAGAGUUUGCACAAAAUCAAGGUUUCACUUCUUGAGCAAGAAAUAAAGCUAGUAAUCAUUGAUAGCAUGGCUGCCCUUAUUACUGGAGAAUAUGAGCAAGGGGCACCCAAACAGCAUUCAUUGGGUUGGCAUAUUUCGUUUAUCAAGUCAAUUGCUGAGUUUGCACGAAUUCCAAUUGUCGUGACAAACCAAGUAAGAUCCCGGAACAGGAAUGAGGUCUCCCAUUAUUCUUUUCAAGGAUUGAGCAGCAGUGAAAUUCAAGAAUGUUCUUCAGGAUAUGAUUCUCAUCUUGUUGCUGCCUUGGGAGUUCAUUGGGCUCAUUCUGUGACAAUCCGUUUGGUGCUUGAAGCAAAAUCUGGUCAGAGGUUUAUAAAGCUUGCAAAGUCUCCCAUGUCUCCACCUCUAGCUUUCCCAUUCAGCAUAACCUCAUCCGGAAUUUCCUUGCUGAGCGACAAUGGAAAAGAACUGAGUGGAGCAGAGAUCAACGAGAUUCACUGCCAAGGACACAGUGACAUUAUCAGCUAUCAAUUAGGAAAGCAGCAGUGACCAUUGCCACUGACAUGCGAAUACAAUUGCUAAAAACUCAGUCUUCUCAUACGUAUACGAGACUUAUGCUGACUCGAUGGUUUCCUGUUGCUACGUUUACAGGAUAGCUUAGAACUAACCAGCAGAACAUGGAAGAUCAAGGCUGCGGAUGACUCCUGUUGGGAGGAAUUGCAUACCUUAAUUUCUUUAGUGAUAAAAAAGUGUGGAAAGUACAGAUAGGACUUUAGUUUCUUAGUGAUAAAAAUGUUUAGAAAGUACAGAUAGAUCGUCAUUUUGAUACAUUUAAAUGUUAGAACAAGGUUGACUUGAAUUUGGACGUCCUUCAUUGAGAUCCUAAUUGGUACGAUGGUACGUCGUGGCAUUUACGUAUAUCCAUUGAAGCUCUAUAGGUUAUGGAAUAUAUCCCUGAAUUGUUGCCUCGAAAUUUUUUAAUGCUGCACUUUCUUCUGAUUAUUAUCUUGAUGGUGAAGGUCCCAACACGGUGGUUAUUCUUAGGCCCCUGAAGGUGGUGACUAUCCAUUUAGAGGAUGAAUCUUGCAUUCUCUAUCAAAAGUUCUGUUAAUGCAUCAAAUCAAUGUGGUAGACUAAUGUUUCAAAGAUUGCAAAACACCAAAUUCUGGAUCUCUUGGAACAACGGUAUCAAAACCAUGGAAUUUGUGUUAUGUUCUGAACAGGUACGGAGUAAUGCAUUUUAUGAUCUCAAGCGUGUUUCAUCAUUCCAAACUUUCAAGUACAGCAAGCUCGGGAAGGUAAAAAAAGAGUUAACCCGAAGGGUUUUCUAUCAAGGAAGAUUGGUUGCUGGAAGAUGGAGCGAAUUCUCCUGAACCUGUUUAUGGGCAUUUUUGCAAGUGGUUAGCUGAAAGAAGGCAAUCUCAAUACUGGCCAACUAAGGAAGGAUCCUAUGGACUCAUUAUCCUCUCUCUCUCUCUCUUGCCGGUUGUGUAUUUUUAUUUUGCCGCGCCAGCAGUUGAGGUAUUUUUUAAUGCUUAAUGGAUGUCUGGCUUUUAUGCUGUUUCUAAUAAAUUAGUGAAAGCACAGGUUAGUCUGACUAAUACAUUGAACUUGAACUUGCCGACCGUUAGCAAAUAUUAUCUUCUUUGAGUUUUUCUCUUCUUGGCUUUCCCUUCAGAUUUUAAAAUGUUGCUGGGAGGUUUUCACACCCUUAUAAGUAAUGCUUCGUUCCCCUCUCUAACAAAUGUAGGAUCUCACAAUCCACCCUCUUGGUGGCCCAGCGAGGUAUCAGAACAACACAAACCCACCGCUAGCAGAUAUUGUUCUUUUUGGGCUUUUGCUUCCAGACUUUCCUUAAAUGUUUCCAUAUCAUUAUAAAGAAUAUUUUGUUCGUCUCUCCAA